AUGUCUCGCAAUCGAAUCUCACCUAUGCUAUAUUGCAAUUCCGUUAUGGCACAUAUUCAGCACCACCUGGGCGUCUUGUCACUUUUGAUACCUCUCAUCGGUAUCAUAGGAGGAGCCCUGAAGUGGAACAGUGCUGUCAUCUUUGCUCUUAACAUUGUCGCUCUAAUUCCACUUGGAACAUGGAUUAGCCGAUCAGUUGAUGCGCUGACUGUAGGUGGCAGUCGAGCCAUUAUUGAAGUGCUGAAAUCAACACUGGGAAACUCGGUGGAAUUAAUGAUCGGAAUCAAUGCGAUCGCGCAAAACCAACCACACAUCUCCCAGUCCGUGAUACUUGGAAGUGUUAUAAGCAAUUUAUUACUGGUCCUAGGCAGCACUAUCUUCGUCUCAGGCUAUGACCAAAAGCGACUCCGGUUCGAUCGCACCCUCACAACAGUCCUCUCGUCCCUUAUGAUGGUCGUCUUCAUCCUCCUCGCUCUCCCAACCAUAAUGGACGUUUUCCCAUCCGCCAAAGCCACCCCGGAAGACCACAUCCUCUUAACGCAACGUGCAACAGCCAUUAUACUCGUCAUUCUGCUCCUCACAUUCCUCGUCUUCCGCCUCGGCACCCAUGCAACCAUGUUCGCCAGCACCCCAUUCAGCCAGCGAGAUUACGCCCGCAGCGACUAUCAAUCUAGCCAGAGCCAAAUCGCCGAGGCCCAGAUCCCACAGCCGUAUAUCGGCAAGGGCCCCGCAGGUAUAAUUUUAGUCGCUGCUUCUGCUUUUGCGCUUGUGUGCACUCAUUAUAUAGUCGGCAGUUUGAGCGGGGUUGCGUCGAUCACGGGUAUGAACCAGUCUUUCCUUGCCGUGACGCUUGUUCCUCUGCUUGGGAACUCGACCAAGUACCGCUCCAUUGUUAUGGGGUCUAGAUCCCUCAAUCAGGUUGAGCUUGGAAUCAGGUCGGUGAUUAAUAAUGUGUUGCGGGUUACGAUGCUUCUUGCUCCGCUGCUGGUUCUUAUUGGUUGGGCUUUUGAUCAGCCGCUCAUGCUUAGGUUUGAUGGGUUUGAGGCUACGACACUCUUGCUUAGUGUUGUGGUUAUGACUUAUCUCAUAUCUGAUGGGCGGAGCAAUUACUUCGAGGGGCUAAUGUUAAUUGGAACAUACAUGAUCAUUACUUUUGCGUUCUUUGUUAGGCCUGAAGCGUCGGUGAAUGUGAUUUUCCUAGGUACUUAG
Penicillium verrucosum is the source of this 1209-nucleotide messenger RNA. RefSeq lists its product as uncharacterized. The record is from RefSeq and is a predicted model, not a curated record. The transcript has 4 exons. Gene Ontology annotation, molecular function: calcium:proton antiporter activity. Gene Ontology annotation, cellular component: fungal-type vacuole membrane. Lineage: Eukaryota; Fungi; Ascomycota; Eurotiomycetes; Eurotiales; Aspergillaceae. Bases 1 to 1209 code for a protein of 402 amino acids. Gene Ontology annotation, biological process: intracellular calcium ion homeostasis; calcium ion transmembrane transport.